AUGGAACGGUUGGACAUCACGAGGAGGUUCAAGGGACGCUGCAACUACUUCAACGUGUAUCGGUGGUCCGACAAGGCAGCAGCGCUCCGAAUGGUCGGUGCAUGGGGAAGCGAGAUGGGCGUAGGGGUGCAGCUGUGCGGCGCCGUCCGGGCGAAGAUCAAUGGACAUGAUUGGACAGCUGGUCCGCUGCGACUAGUGAUGUCCGGCGAGGGUCUGCUUGAUUCGGCGGCGAAGUACGACAAAGGUCUGCUCAACCCACCCACCGAGGAGAGAGCUAGACUGCCUCGCCAGGAGAACGGGAGGGUCGCAAACGACGGACGCGCCUGGUUGGUGCCGGCGGGGCUGGUCUUGGCGGGUGAUGGCACCCUCCAAAUCGUAACAUGGGAGACAUACAUAUGGCGGACAGGCGAUCCGCAUUUAUCUUCGCGGGAGCUGCACGAGGCCAUCUUACCGCUCGGGUUUCUCCGGGGCCUAGUUUUCAGUCGGGGAUCCACCAGCCUGAACCAAAAGCUAGGCGGUACCUUCACAGACGAGCAAAGAAGGCGCGGGGCAAGGACGGCGACGGUGGACGGCGCCAAAGUGAGAAUCCCCAUGGCCGUGGUGGAGGGGAACGAGGCGCCUACACCCCUCCAGCAGAGGACGAUGGAUCAGCGCUCGGAAGACUCCUCCCGCGGGGACAACAAUUCGGUUGGUGCGGGACCGAAUGAGAACAAGGCCACGGCGAAACGGAGGGACAUCCCCAUCGAUGCGGGCGACGAGGGGGGGGAGGAGACGGGCAACAAGCCCGCUGUCAAGACACUCACCGCACGCGGUCUUUGUCUGGGGUACUCCGCCCUGGGCCUGGUCGCCAACCUCCAGACCGCGAUCGACCUAGACACAGGCGCCAUCAAGGUGAACCCUUCGCUUUGGUGUGAAAAACCGAAGUUCGGGGAGCGGGGGCUCACUAAGCGAGAGAGUGAGUGGAAACUGAACGAGAGCGGGAGCAUGAUUCUCGGGGAACACAAUAGCAACGGUACGGUCGAGCACCCCGGUUGCCAAGUCGGGGGUACGGUCCCAGUGGUCUGGGACAAGGUGGGCGGGAGGUGGCUUGUGCCGAAGUGGGCUCUGCCGUACGUCAAGGCGGGCAAUGUGAUUCGGAGGGGAACCAACAACAGACAACACAAUGGUGCCAACCAGAGGUACAGCGCCAAGAGGGCGGGGUGGAAGUAA
This is a messenger RNA of Ectocarpus sp. CCAP 1310/34, 1209 nucleotides long. The record is from the annotation of a GenBank genome assembly. Lineage: Eukaryota; Phaeophyceae; Ectocarpales; Ectocarpaceae.